GACAAUCGUUCAUCACAUUAUCACUUCGCUGGCAAGGCUUCACUUAAUUUAACUUGUUUUCUUUGCAACACAUUUGGUUUAGACAUUUGCUACACAAAUGAUUGAAGAACUUGAAAGGCUGGUUGGUCAGUGUCUUUCUGUUUGUUUUGUCAUGUCUUAUAUAAAAAAUAGUCCUUUACCACUGAGCACACGCAAAGGCUGCAUGGUGUAGAUCAUCUGUACAGAAAUGAAGGCUACAGUCACUGUUCCUUUUUUUGAGUCUCUUUGGACUGAACUUUAGUUUCUACAGGAAGCACAUCUUUGUGAAAGAAAUAAUGACCUGGAAAAAUGCACAGAAAUACUGCAGAGAGCACCAUGAUGACCUGUCCACUGUCAAUAAAGAACAGGCACUACAGCUUUCCAGUAAUCCAGAAAACAAAAAUGCAUAUUUUUGGAUUGGACUGCACAUGAUUUUUAACAACCUAGAAAACUGGAGUUGGUCUGGAGGUGAGGAUCAAAAAACUGACUAUUGGGACAUUCAGGAAUCGAACAAUGCUGUUGAAAAGUGUGGCUGUGUAAGCAGACAUACUGCUAAACUGCACAAUGCUAUGUGCAUUCAUUAUUUUCCAUUCUACUGUAUGGAGGUGUUUAAGCCCAUUCUGGUGCAUCAGAAUAAGACAUGGGAUGAAUCUCUGAACUACUGUUGGCAGAACUACAUUGACUUGGUGAGCCUAAGUUCUCAAAUAAAUAUGGAAGAGGUGAUAAAUAACACUAUAACAUCCCAGACAGCUUAUGUGUGGACUGGUCUGCGCUUUAUGGUUGGUCACUGGUUCUGGGUCAGUGGUGAUAAUCUUCAAUAUAAAGCCUGGUCUACAGUGGGGGAACCCCAGUGCCCUGCUAGGAACCUGCACUGUGGAACUCUGGAUAGAAGAAGGAACAUUUGGCAACCCAAAGACUGUGAGGAGAAACUCAACUUUGUCUGCCUUAUGAAGCCAUAAAUGUUCUUCAUUCCACAAAUGUUUCUCCACUUGAAAAUAGGCAUGGUUGUGCUCAGCUUUUCUGUACACUUUUACCAUAUUUGCUUGUACUAUGUGUGUCAGGUUGUUUUUUAAUGUCAGGACUGUAUUCUCAUGCACAAUUGUACCCUUUUUAUUAUUUCAUAAACAUUUUACUUA
This is a messenger RNA of Sinocyclocheilus rhinocerous, 1154 nucleotides long. Its product is annotated as lymphocyte antigen 75-like. The record is from RefSeq and is a predicted model, not a curated record. Lineage: Eukaryota; Metazoa; Chordata; Actinopteri; Cypriniformes; Cyprinidae. Bases 315 to 977 code for a protein of 220 amino acids. The transcript has a single exon.